AUGGUGCAACCACCACUAGAUGAGAGUGAGCUCUCGAAGUACUUUAUUCGAGCUCAAGAAGGUAUCUACUUUGACAAGAUGAUGUCAAUGAUGGGUCAGAAGUUUGCAGAAUUGGUCAAAACGAGAGACUUUAUAGAGGAUGGUGUUAAAUCUGGGAAGAUUCAGUCUAUGGUCGCAUUGCAAGCUGCAAGUAGGGCUAUACAAUCAGGUUCCAUUGGCGGCAUCAAAAAGAAAAGGGAGGAUGUUUCAGCUGUCACUUACCAACCAGGAGGACAAUCUCACCGAUACCCUAAUAAUCCCCAAAUCGCUGCGCAUACUUCAUACGUCCCAGUGUAUAAUACCCAACCACACUAUAACCCGCCCCGAGCACCAGCAUACCAAAACCCUCCAAGACCAUAUGUCCCUGUCCAAGCACCAAUUCACCAAAAUAGACCAGCAUAUGCACCGAGACCACGUCCAAAUCCUGAAGCUAGAAAUGCUCGCGCUUACACACCAAUUGCCGAACCCUACGCCCAAUUGUUUGAGAGGUUGAGGACAGUGGGAGUGCUGCAACCGGUUGAAGGAAAACUUCCUGGUCCAAUCCAUCGUAAUUUUGAUAGGAACAAGAGAUGUACUUACCACUCGGGAGUCCAAGGACACGACACAGAAGAUUGUUAUGGUUUGAAGAACCAGAUUGAGUCUUUGAUUAGGAGAGGAGUAAUCAAAUGCACUCCGGCACCUCCCAAUGUGAACAACAAUCCCUUGCCAAACCAUGAGAAUCGGGAAGUCAACAUGGUUACUCUGGAUGACGAAUAUGGGACCCCCGACUAUCCAAACUUAGGUGAAACGGAUGCCAUGACAUCUUCGGCGCAACAUGUUAUCACUGUUCAACUAAGGGAACCUCUGGCUGUCCAAACAUAUCUCCCAAGAGUUGUAGUGACCACUCUAAUUGCUAAGAAGCCUGAGUAUGACACCAAAGCAGUCCCUUGGGACUAUCGAGCAAGUGACAAGGGCAAGAUGAUCGACACUGUUGUGGCUCAAGGGAUGACUAGGUCGGGGAGGUGCUAUGCCCCAGAGGACCUAAAUCAAAGAGUUCUCGGAAAAGAAUAUAAUCCAAAGAAGAAUAUUACCGAUGUUGAAGCCGCAGAGUUUUGGAAGAAGAUGCAGUCUAAAGACUAUUCGGUUGAAGAACAGUUGAAGAAGACGCCAGCCCACAUAUCCAUUUGGUCUUUGCUUAUGAGUUCUGAAGCUCAUAGGAAUGCUUUGAUGGAGGUGUUAAGCGGAGUGAUAAUUCCAAAAGAGACCACAAGUGAGACCUUAGCUGCAACGAUUGGAAGAAUAGUGGAAGCUAACAAGAUUUCUUUCCAUGAUGAUGAGUUGCCCGCAGAAGGGGCUGGGCAUAACAAAGCGCUUCACAUCGCAGUCAAAUGUUGUGAUAAGAUUGUGACUUGA
This is a messenger RNA of Solanum verrucosum, 1431 nucleotides long. RefSeq lists its product as uncharacterized. Bases 1 to 1431 code for a protein of 476 amino acids. The transcript has a single exon. NCBI's taxonomy places the organism in Eukaryota, Viridiplantae, Streptophyta, Magnoliopsida, Solanales, Solanaceae. The record is from RefSeq and is a predicted model, not a curated record.